CUUUGAUAUACCUGUUUGGGGAGUUCAGUUAAAAGAAACACACCUAACAAAAGAGAUGAAAGAAGGGUUUGGCCUUCAGAUGUUUGUUGCUUCGUGCCGUGAAGGACAGGAAGUGAUGCUUCGCUGGGUCUUGUUCGCUUUGUUCCUUGGCAUCUGUGCCAAUGCUGCAGAACAGAAAAAGAAGAAAGCAGCAGGGAAGCAGCAGUCCUUUGCAAGGGGAUGGGGAGAGAGUAUUACUUGGGUCAAAACUUAUGAAGAAGGCCUGUCGGAGAUGGUCAAAAAACACAAGCCUCUGAUGGUCAUCCAUCACCAAGAAGACUGCCCGCACUGUCAAGCACUGAAGAAGGCAUUUGUUGCUUCAAAGCCCAUCCAGAAAAUGGCCAAAGAGGAUUUCAUCAUGCUCAACCUGUUGGAAGAGACUACUGACAAGAAUCAGGCUCCUGACGGCUACUAUGUUCCCAGGAUCCUCUUUGUUGAUCCAUCUAAGACUGUACGCACAGACAUCAUGGGAAAGUACAGCAAUUACCACUACACCUACGAGCCUGAGGACAUCAAAGAACUGGCUGAAAACAUGAAGAAAGCCAAAAAACUGAUGAAAGAUGAACUGUAACGUGGUUCAGUGUGACAUCUUGCUGAGCUGCUCACUGAUCAGCACUGA
Centropristis striata (black sea bass) is the source of this 658-nucleotide messenger RNA. RefSeq names its product anterior gradient 1 (gene agr1). The record is from RefSeq and is a predicted model, not a curated record. The coding region runs from base 56 to 610 and encodes 184 amino acids. The transcript is spliced from 8 exons. Gene Ontology annotation, cellular component: endoplasmic reticulum. Lineage: Eukaryota; Metazoa; Chordata; Actinopteri; Perciformes; Serranidae.